AUGGCCCUGUCCUUUGCUUUACUAAUGGCCCUGGUGGUGCUCAGAUGCAAGUCAGAGUGUUCCCUGGACUGUGACCUGCCUCAAACUCAUACCCUUGGUAGCAGGAGGGCUUUGAUACUCCUGGGACAAAUGAGGAGAAUCUCUCCUUUCUCCUGCAUGAAGGAUAGAAAUGACUUUGGACUUCCCCAGAAGGAGUUUGUUGGAAAGCAGGACAAGAAGAUUCAAGCUAUCUCUGUCCUCCAUGAGAUGACCAAGCAGAUCUACAACCUCUUCAGCACAAAGGACUCCUCUGCUGCUUGGGCAAAGACCCUUCUGCACAAAUUCUGCACUGGCCUUUCUCAACAGCUGAAAGACCUGGAAGCCUGUCUGACACACGAGGUGGGGGAGGAAGAACCUUCCCUGAUACAUGAGAACUCCACACUGGCUGUGAAGAAAUACUUCCAAAGGAUAGCUCUCUACCUGAAAGGGAAGAAAUACAGUCCUUGUGCCUGGGAGGUUGUCAGAUCAGAAAUCAUGAGAGCCUUCUCUUUAUCAACAAACUUGCAAGAAAGAUUAAGGAAUGAGGAAUGA
This is a messenger RNA of Castor canadensis (American beaver), 570 nucleotides long. RefSeq names its product interferon alpha-21-like. NCBI's taxonomy places the organism in Eukaryota, Metazoa, Chordata, Mammalia, Rodentia, Castoridae. The record is from RefSeq and is a predicted model, not a curated record. Gene Ontology annotation, molecular function: cytokine receptor binding. Gene Ontology annotation, biological process: defense response. Gene Ontology annotation, cellular component: extracellular region.